This is a messenger RNA of Monascus purpureus, 2234 nucleotides long. The record is from the annotation of a GenBank genome assembly. NCBI's taxonomy places the organism in Eukaryota, Fungi, Ascomycota, Eurotiomycetes, Eurotiales, Aspergillaceae.
CGUCGAUCUAUGAAUAGCUUCAUCGCGCCUCCUUGCCGCACGGUUCUUUCUCGGGCGUCGUCGAUUCUCUUUAUCAGCAAUAUAGAUUGCUACAGACCCUGACUGCUUUAUCCUCUCUCCUCACAAUCAAGAAAUCUCCUAUACUCCAAUUACUCAGCUGAUUUUGCAGCAAUAUCUCUAUCGCCAUCUUACUACCCCACUGCGCGCCGUCUGCGUCAGCCUGCCAUAGUCUCUGUUAUAUCUUUGAAAGAUUCCUCUCUACCUCCGACGUUUGACCUUUUUAACGCUAUUUAUCCCUCACCUUUCGCCAUGGAUGGCGAUGUGGUGGCCCAGUUCUCCGAGGUCACCGGCUCGACCCCGGAGCUGGCAAUUCAAUACCUCCAGCUCACCGAUUUCAACAUCGAACAGGCAACGAUGCUCUACUUUGAAAAUGGGGGUGCACCCUUGACAGAAGAACCCACACCCUCUCACUCUAUCUCGCACGGUGCUGGAGGCGCUGGCUCGGGAGUUGUACAUAUAGACUCGGACGAUGAUGUCGUUGUGGAUGAAGCAAGAUCAACCCCUCGAACUCAACCUGCGAGACCGGGGCAUGGCUUAGGUGCGAAUAUCGAAGAUGAUGAGGCUAUGGCCCGCCGCCUGCAGGAGGAACUCUACUCUGGGACCGGCUCUGAUGGAGUCCGAGCUCCUAUGGCACGCACAACGGAAACCCUCGUUGGCCCAGAGGAGGAUUUUGAUGGUGAUAUGAACUCGAGUAUAUUAAGAGAGCUGCGUUAUCAUCAGUCACGGAGUGGUCGACCCGGUAUCUUUAAUCAGAGGGAUCCACAGUCUAUCUGGGCCGGUGACUCGGGGGUUUCACCGCGUGAAAGACUCUCAGCAGCAACGGGGGGUGCUUCCGAAACCUCGUCGAAAUCAAGCAUGCUUGCCGAAAUGUAUCGCCCCCCAUUUGAGUUGAUCACGCAAUUGCCAUGGGACCUGGCGCGCGAAGAAGGUCGCGAUAAUGAGAGGUGGUUGUUGGUUAACAUCCAGGACCCCUCGAUCUUUGACUGCCAGGUGUUGAAUAGAGAUCUGUGGAAGGAUCCUGCAGUAAGGGAAACCAUCAAGGAACACUUCGUUUUCUUGCAAUACUCAAAAGACGACCCCCGCGCUGCGCCGUACCUACAAUACUACUUUCAAGCGAGCGAUGUUUCCGAAAACUAUCCCCACAUAGCCAUCGUCGAUCCCCGUACUGGAGAACAAAUGAAGGUGUGGUCGGGGCCGCCUGUGAUGAAGCCAGCGGACUUCCUCAUGCAGCUUCAUGAAUUCCUUGAUCGCUACAGCCUGAAUCCUAAUGUCCGAAACCCAGUGGCAAAGCGGAAACCGGAGAAGAAGGAGAAGAGUAUUGACGCAAUGACAGAGGAGGAGAUGAUGGAAAUGGCGAUGAGGAACAGUUUGGGUGAAGGGGUGCUGCCGCCGCGCAAAUUAGAGGAUCCAGACGAGUUAACCCGCAGUGUUGAGGAUGUGAAGGGAAAGGGCAAGGCGGUUGAUAGAGAGGACGUUAUCAUGGGUGAAAUGGAACAAGAGGAGGGAGAUACAGGAGCUGAAGCUUCUCUAUUCUCCUCCAUUGCUAGCGAUCGACCGCACACAGAACCUCCAUCUGAUCCUGCCACGACAACCCGCAUUCAGUUCCGGCACCCGUCUGGUAGGGUGAUCCGGCGUUUUUCUCUGUCAGAUCCUGUCCAGCGCAUUUAUGAAUGGCUCAAAGCCGAUCCUCCACUGGAGGAUAAGGCCGGUAUCCCAUUUGAAUUGAAUGCCAUGGGCCACAACCUCAUAGACGAACUCCAGACUAGCAUCCAGGAUGCCGGUUUAAAGAAUGGAACCGUCAUGAUAGGCUAUCUGGAAGAAUGAAAGGACCGAGAGCAUGCAUAUCCGAUACGGGUAUGGAUUUGAAUAGAUUAACAUGAGAGCCACCUGUGAUGGCGCCUGAGAUACCACCUUUCGUCCUUUCCUGUUUGGUCUUCUGUGGCAGUUAAGCUCUAUGCAAUAUACACUGCUGCAGCAUUGCUUGGGCUUGUCCCAACUCCCAAACAGUGCUGAGCGCUAUGCGACCAACGUGGAUGGGUGGGCAUGGAGCAUUAGAUAUUCCUUGCUAUUGUUACAAAGUCCUUCAACUGGACCUCUAAUCCCAGCAAUGCAUACGGACGUUGUAACUGCUGAAGAAUAAGAAAUAUCAAGUACACCGCCUGGGGAAAACUGCC